This is a messenger RNA of Lampris incognitus (smalleye Pacific opah), 1228 nucleotides long. It is a transcript of the gene cbln11, whose product is annotated as cerebellin 11. Gene Ontology annotation, molecular function: protein binding. The record is from RefSeq and is a predicted model, not a curated record. The transcript has 3 exons. Bases 125 to 787 code for a protein of 220 amino acids. NCBI's taxonomy places the organism in Eukaryota, Metazoa, Chordata, Actinopteri, Lampriformes, Lampridae.
UCAACAGACCCAACCUUUUUCACUCGGCGCAUGUGGCUCUUUGGACUAGGCUGGGAGCGAGUCUGUGUCUGUGUCCAAGUAAAGACUUUUGCAUUUUUAGUGGUAAAAGGCGGUAAUAGUGAUCAUGUUCCUCACAUCCGGACUCGUCUUUUUUGGCGUCGUCUAUUUUUCUCAAGCUGAGAACCCCUCUGAGAUGAACUGUAUGUGCUCUGGGGCCUCCCCAGCGGCUUCAGAAGUGAACAUAUACACAGAGCUGAGGGAGCUGCGGGCCUUGGUGGCGGAGCUGAGCUCUGCACUCAGCACCACCCAGGAUGAACUGAAAGCACAGACAGCGGCCGUAGAGGAGCUGAAGAGGGAGAACGCAGAGCGUCCAAAGGCGGCCUUCUCAGCUUCCUUGUUGUCCAGUGAAGAUAAACAUCAUGGGCCUUUUAACACUGAGACGAACCUGAUCUUUGGCAAAGUCCUCACAAACAUUGGUGAAGCUUACAAUCCUCUGACAGGAAUCUUCACGGCCCCGGUGAAAGGAGUCUAUUUCUUCAGAUUUUCGGGUUAUGGUUUCGCAGGCAAUGACAUGGGUCUGAGCAUAUUUAAAGGCAGCCAACGCAUGAUGUCUGCGUACGAACACAAAUCCACUGCAGAGAGAAAUGACAAUUCCUCCAAUGGGGUCACGCUGCUGUUGGAGGCUGGGGAGGUGGUCUACAUGCGUCUCUGGAUAAACACAUGGGUCUUCAUUGACAGACGUUAUGACUACUGCUCUUUCAGUGGCUUCCUCCUGUUUCCUAUGUAAUAAGCUCCCCCGGUCAUGUUUACCGACAUGUCAUUCGAACUUUAAAAAUUAUGAAAUUAAUUAGAUUGAAUAAAAAACUAUUUUCAAUUGGAAAUGGGGACUGACAGGAUAUUUAUGUCCUAUUGUUUAUAUAAAUAAUUACUGUGUACAUUGUGGGUUUAGUUCAUAAUUAUAAAAUUUCAAUAAAAAUUCUGAAGUGAUGAUAUUGUAGCGAAUUCGCUACAAUAUUAUCGGAUAUUAUAGGAUUUUUUUUUAGAAUUCUUUAUUUAAACUGUCAACAUACGUAAUGACAAAAGCAGACAACAGAAUCAAAUGAAUAAUAAAUAAAAUACAACAAUUAGCAGUGUCAAACAGAAAGAAAAAACAAAUCUAGGAUAGAAAGAAGAAAAAUGAAAAUGCGAGUAUAUGACACUUAAAAACAUUAAAGAUAUUGCAAACAUU